AUGACCGCGAAUAAAUGGACGUUUUGCACCGAUGACGCGGAAUUUUCACUAAUACACAUCAAGUCGGCGGAUGUCUUAGAAGGAAGGCUUUCACACGCCAAUUCUAUAAAUUCAGAACAUGAUGCCGGCGAUAGAACUGUGCUUGAUGACAGCUGGCCUAGAGACGCGGCGAAGAGUGUGCCCAUUCACGUUAUGCAGGUUGAGUCAAAAGAUGCGUGGAAGUCUAAAUACAGCGCGCUGGAGGUGAGCGUUGACAUCCCGCAUGAUGAAGGUGACGGUGGCGUCGCGCAAUCUCCAAGAUUGGACACGCUUGCUUCCGACGCAAUAUCACACAAGCGCACCAUUGUUGGCAGCAAUACUGACCAUUAUGUUAUUCACGCAACAAUGGACACAGCAGCUUUGAGCAACAAUAUGCUGGGCAUGUCUCUGCCGCUCAUCGCGUACGUCAACCCUAAGGUCGAUGCUGGCUGCCAACUGACUCCAUUCACCUUGGUGGGCGAAGUCAUCGUACGGGAGAUCUUAGGAAUCGAAACCGCCCUCAAAGACAAUCUGGUCUUGGUGACGCUGACGAACAGGGAUGUUAGGCAGGACGUUGAAGUCGAGGACGUACUUCUAAGCGGCGCCAUAUACCGCAAACCGGAGAGAAAACGUUACGAACGUAUUCAUCAAAACGGAGCACAGUAA
Babesia bigemina is the source of this 684-nucleotide messenger RNA. RefSeq lists its product as hypothetical. The transcript has 5 exons. Bases 1 to 684 code for a protein of 227 amino acids. The record is from RefSeq and is a predicted model, not a curated record. Lineage: Eukaryota; Apicomplexa; Aconoidasida; Piroplasmida; Babesiidae.